AUGCUAAGAUUUGUGUUCCUAUUCGUUUUCAUGUUUCAUUUUCAUCAAGCAUCAGGUACACUUGUCCGAAAGUGUUGUCUUUCGAUUCAUUAUGUAAUCAUAGAUAAUCUAUCAUUUCGAACUCAAUGCCAAUCUAAUUGGCAUUAUCUUUCUCAACAGUCACUUUGCGUUAUGUUUGCUACGUCAGAAAUCGGCGAUGUGCCAUGGUACGAUGGAUAUAAAGGAUGUCAAAGUACUAGCGCACAGCUGUUAACAUUGACACAAUCGAAUAAAUUGCGGUCAAUUGAGAAUAAAAUCUAUGAUUUAGAGAAGAUUGAUCAAAUUGAUUUUGAUUAUAUUCAACGUGGUUCAUGGAUUGGCAAGGCGAAAUGGUCAAAUGAUGAUCUAUGUGACAGUAUGAGUACAACGAAGGAAGAUCUCGAGUUUAAUUGUAUGAUAAUCACUAUGCGUUCAGGAGAUCAAUCAUUAUGCUUAAAAAGAGUUUCGUGUACAGAAAAUCAUCCAUUUAUAUGUGAAAGUACGGCAUUGACAGCGAAAGAAUUAAUUGAAAACACGAUAGAAAGAUUAACAUGGUGGAAGUGUGUCAUAUUGAUAUGGUGUAUUAUUGACGACCAAGUUAAAAAAAAGAAAGAAAAAGAAGCACUAGAAGCUCAAAAAGCAGAAAUUCAAGCUUAUGUUUCUCAAUUUGAUUUUGAAAUACCUCCGGACUCCGAACUACCAAACAUCCAGUUACCUUUAGCAGCAGCAGGGGAAGAAGAAGAAGAAGCUGAACCGCUUGUUGUAGGAGGUUAUCAAGUACCAUCAUGGUUGAUUUUGACUGUCGGAGGAAUGAUAUUUGUAGGCGUGAUAUGUUGUUGUUGUCUCGGUCUACUUGCGUUCAUUCCAAAUCGAUAUGUUCAAGCAAUUAAUGAGAGUUGUGGAGGAAAUAAACCGCUAUGUGAUGAACCAUUGAAGUGUAUAGGUGGGCGUUGUUUGUGUUCGCCGGUGGGAAGAGCACGUGAUAAAGAUCAGUUUACUUUUUGGGCAAACGAGAAAUGUCAUCCAUGCCCAACUGGAUAUUAUAAUACAGCUACGAAAUGUUUUAAUUUGGUGUACACUAAAGGUAGUCAAUUGACGUGGGAACGUGCACGUGAACGUUGUAAAGAACAGGAUGGCGACUUACUUGUCUUCCGUUCUGAUGAAGAGUAUUAUUCGAUGGAAGCGUCCAUCAAAAGUCUUUCAAAUGAUAUGGAAAUGCCUCAACGAGUACCACAAGAUGGUACCUAUUUCGCUAGUAUAUGGCUUGGAAUUAAAUUAGCCGAUUGGCGUGGAAACGGACGUUUCAAUCUUGUCGCUGAUGGGCCAACUCUAACUAAAAAAAAUCAACAUUGGUGUGGACAAAGCUCACCUCUUGGACAUGAACCAAAUUAUGUGCAAUUAAAAGCCACUGGAGAGCGUCAAGCAUGCGUCGGUUUAGCCCUGUUCAAAGAUGGUUCUGUUUGCAUGCAUGAUUGGUUUUGCAGUUGGGAAUCGUAUACACUUUGUGAAGUUCAUCCUCCACCGCUUGAAACUAGUACAGAUAUACCCGAAGCAUUAGAAAAAAAAUCUAGUGGAAUGAUGGGUUAUGUCGUUAUUAUUACUGUUGUGGUACUGUUUUUGGGAUGUAUAAUUGGUGCUACUUAUUAUUUAUUCAAGAAGAAAAAACGACGCGGACGUGCACGAUCGUUUGAUUCGGGAGAAAGCGGACUAUCGCAAAAUUCGCUCUACUAA
Molecule: messenger RNA, 1749 nt
Organism: Adineta ricciae
Lineage: Eukaryota; Metazoa; Rotifera; Eurotatoria; Adinetida; Adinetidae
Source: the annotation of a GenBank genome assembly